GCAGUGAUCACGUCAUCUAAAAAGCGCCUAAAUAUUGCAUAUACAACCUUUGCUUAACGGAGCUUAGUUUGUUAAAAAAAAAAUUCCGACUAGUGUCUAGUCGUUAUGCAGAGAGCUACAAACUGCGUUUUAGGACGUGUUUUUUAUACGUUAAACGUAGGAAAUGUUCCUGCUGUCAUUAACCGAGUAAACAUCCCCCUGGUAUGCAGAAAGUACAAUACACUUCCUCCUCCCCGGAACAAGGAGGAGAAAGCCAUGCUGGACAGCAUGCUACGGGUGGACCAUGCCGGUGAAUACGGGGCCAAUCGCAUCUAUGCUGGACAGAUGGCUGUUUUGGGUAGAACCCAGACAGGUCCGGUUAUCCAGCACAUGUGGGACCAAGAAAAGAUGCAUUUGCAGAAGUUUAAUGAGAUCUUGGGGGAGAACCGGGUGCGACCAACACUCAUGCUGCCUUUGUGGAACGUUGCAGGAUUUUUACUUGGAGCCUCUACAGCACUUCUGGGGAAAGAGGGUGCGAUGGCCUGCACUGUGGCGGUGGAGGAGAGCAUCUCUGAACAUUACAACAACCAAAUCCGAACAUUAAUGGAGGCAGAUCCUGAGAGAUAUGAGGCAUUAUUACAGCUCAUUAAAGAGUUCCGUGACGAUGAGCUAGAGCACCACGACACUGGGCUGGAACACGACGCUGAAUCGGAUUCAGCAUUUGGAUGACAUCACCCUUCUGCACACAUUAAGCUGAACUACUCACGAGCCGCUCUCCGUAUAUAAAUAAACAUCAUGCAUACCUUCAUAAAUCAAGACACCCCCCUUAAGCUCCUACUGAAAAACAACAGAUGAGCUGGACAAGAGCAAUUAAGGUGGCCUUGUUACUGGUAAUGAUUUAGAAUGCGUAUCAGCUCACUGACGGCUUUCCAGCUCUUCUGAGGUGCUACAUUCCUUCACUAUGUGUGUCUUUUUUUCAUAUUUUAAACGUGAACAGCUGCCUCUGUGUACUGCUGUAAGUUCAUCUCUUGGUUCAGGCUGCUAGACACAGCACUGCUGAAUUCUCAAUUCCGAUUGGUCAGAGUUGAUUACAUUUCUAUAACACUAGCUCCGACAGCUGCAAAUCACAGGUUUAUAUUAAUGCGCCUGUUUUGAUAUGUUACGGUUGCUACAAUAACAACUCAUCCACUGGGACUUGUAUGGCAGACGCUGCACAUACUCCAAGACUAAUAAUGACCAGAUUGUUUUUUUU
Molecule: messenger RNA, 1231 nt
Organism: Ictalurus punctatus (channel catfish)
Lineage: Eukaryota; Metazoa; Chordata; Actinopteri; Siluriformes; Ictaluridae
Gene: coq7
Product: coenzyme Q7 homolog, ubiquinone (yeast)
Exons: 6
Coding region: 106-708 (200 amino acids)
Biological process (GO): regulation of gene expression; ubiquinone biosynthetic process; regulation of reactive oxygen species metabolic process
Cellular component (GO): mitochondrial inner membrane; nucleus
Molecular function (GO): 3-demethoxyubiquinol 3-hydroxylase activity
Source: RefSeq, a predicted model, not a curated record